UUUUCCUCUUCUUUUUUUUUAAUUUUUUUAACAUCCUUUUUCUUUCCUCUCUUAUUAUUUGGAAAACAUUCAAUCAUGUCAUCACUUUCAGAUUUUUUAUCAUCAUAUAAUUUACAACAAUAUUAUCCAGCCUUUUUGGAGAUUGGUGCCACAGAUCAGGAUUUACCUCAUAUUUUACAAUUAAAUGAACAAGAAUUAUCUGAAAUCUUACCUGUCAUACAGAUGCUUCCUUUUCAUUCAAUCAAAUUCAAAAAAGCCAUACGUGAACAUCGACUUUUAUCAUCUAUGUCGAAAAAUAAUUUGAAUUCAAAUAAUAAUAAUGAUGAUGGUGAUGUUGAUGUUAUUCAAUCCUUCAAAAGAACACCUCCUCCUUCACCUCAUCAUUCUAAUCAAGUUGAUGAUGAUCAGCAUACGAAUGAAAAAUUAACUCUUUCACACGCAGUGAUCUACGGUAAAAAUAGCACAAGGCCAUUAACAAGUUAUGAAAAGGCGAUCAAUCGAGCAAGCAUUCAACUAGUACGACAAGAUACUUCACUGUUGAUCCAAAAAGGGAAACUUUUUGACAUGGCGAAAAAGAAGUUAUUAGACGAGGGUUAUCAAUAUAAACGUGGUAAAAGCCGAUCCAAAUUAAAAAGCGAUAACGAUAAUACGAUGCCAACAUCAACUACAACAACGACAACUAUUAUUACUAAUAAUAAUACAUCGAUCAUUGGAAAUACCCAAUCUAUCAAUACGGGACAAUUGAAACGUAAGGAACAUGCCACAAGACAAUCAGAACAAAGACUAUGCAAGUUACAAAGUUUACAAACCGAAUUGGCCAACAUCAAGCAAACCAUCCUUCAUACUGAUGAUCUACAAAAAAGAACAGAAUUGGAAACAACCAAACGUGAAAUUGUCAAGGAAAUUGGUCGACUCAAAGCACAAGAACGUAAACAUCAAUGGUAUAAAAGGAAAUCUCAAUUACGAUACCAACAACAACAACAACAACAACAAAUUGAUGUUCAAAAAAGUACACAAACCAUACUUAUAUCGCCAUCCUUGGAUGAUCAUCAUCAACUUUCUCCCUUAAAUCAUCAUCAUCAUAGAAUUCUUCCUCUUCCCUCUCCUCCACAUACAACACAAUCACCACCACAAUCGGCAUUCAUGUCUUGUAGUCCUUCCCCUCCUUUAUUACCAUCACCAUCUUCAUCAUCUUCGCCUCCUUCCUCUUCUGAGUUUUAUUUUCGUCCAUUGGUCUCACCAAGUCAUCAACAAAGUGAUCCACCAUCAUCCCCUCAGAGUGAUACACGUGCCAAAGUGUUGACUGUACGAGAUUGUUGUACCUUUGAUUCUUCAUGAUGAUCCCUUCCAUAUGUUUCCAUUUCUUUUUCUUCUUUUUUUUUUCUUUCAAACUACUAAUAAAAAUAAAAUAUAAUCAUAUUGAUGGAUGAUCG
Molecule: messenger RNA, 1433 nt
Organism: Halteromyces radiatus
Lineage: Eukaryota; Fungi; Mucoromycota; Mucoromycetes; Mucorales; Cunninghamellaceae
Exons: 2
Coding region: 76-1338 (420 amino acids)
Biological process (GO): negative regulation of DNA-templated transcription
Cellular component (GO): nucleus
Source: RefSeq, a predicted model, not a curated record